Molecule: messenger RNA, 1384 nt
Organism: Pungitius pungitius (ninespine stickleback)
Lineage: Eukaryota; Metazoa; Chordata; Actinopteri; Perciformes; Gasterosteidae
Gene: ntmt1
Product: N-terminal Xaa-Pro-Lys N-methyltransferase 1
Exons: 5
Coding region: 204-872 (222 amino acids)
Biological process (GO): N-terminal protein amino acid methylation
Cellular component (GO): cytoplasm
Molecular function (GO): N-terminal protein N-methyltransferase activity
Source: RefSeq, a predicted model, not a curated record
AACAGACGAUGUGAAACAGCGCCGUCUGCGGUCACAGUUUCUGAUGGGACCCAGAUUUCGGUGUAACACCGGGUCUCAAAUAGAAAAGAGAAACGGACCGGGCGCGUGAGAGGAAGAGGAAGAGGAGGGAGAGGGACCUGCUGCGCACAUAAAGCGAGAAAAGUGCCUUGAUUCACGUGACAUACUUUCAACAGGAGGACAGGAUGGGGGACAUAGCAGAUGGUGAGGGAAGCUUCUACUCCAAUGCGGAGGACUACUGGAGAGAGGUUCCGCCCACAGUGGAUGGCAUGCUGGGAGGCUACGGGAGCAUCUCCAGCAUUGAUAUCAAUGGAUCUAAGGCUUUCCUGCAGAGGUUCCUUGGGGACGGGGAAGGGAAGACUGGCACGGACUGCGCUCUGGAUUGUGGAGCAGGCAUCGGUAGGAUCACCAAACGUCUACUGUUGCCUCUGUUCAAGACUGUGGACCUGGUGGAUGUGACACAAGAGUUUCUCGACAAAGCCAAGACGUACCUGGGAGAAGAGGGAAAGCGAGUGGGGAAGUACAUCUGCAGCGGCCUGCAGGACCUCGUACCGGAGCGUGGACGCUAUGAUGUCAUCUGGAUCCAGUGGGUCAUCGGCCACCUGACAGAUGACCAUCUGGUGGACUUCCUGCAGCGAUGCCAGAAAGCCCUGCGGCCCAACGGCCUCAUUAUCAUCAAGGACAAUGUGUCUUACGAGGGCGUGGUCCCUGAUGAGGUGGACAGCAGUGUCUGCCGCGACCUGCAAAUAGUUCAUGGUCUGGUGGGCAGAGCAGGCCUCCGCAUUAUCCAUGGAGAGCAACAAACUAACUUCCCAAAGGAGAUUUACCAAGUCCACACUCUGGCUCUCCGAUAGGACCGCCCCUCCUCCCUAGGGUAGUGAGAGUAAAUGCAGUAUUUCUAACACAUUUUCUAGUUCACUAUCCCAUGUAUUGUCCGUGAAACGAUCUGCUGUCACUGUUUGUGCAGUUUGACGCUAACUCCAUUCAUCAGCUUUUUACUCUCCACCAAUGGCUGAGUCAUCUCUUCUGGGCUAUACGGUUUGAGCUCCAGACACAAACACACCGAUUUCAGUUCAAGAUGGCUGAAGUCAAGCAUGCAUUUCUUAGGUCAGGGUGACAUCCGGCUGGAUGGCAGGUCCACUUUCACAUCGCACAGCCAGCCAAUAGAAACUGGGAACAGAGAAGUCCUUGUCUUCUUGCUGCGCGAUCAGCAGACAUCAACCUACUGCAUGACUCUUCCAGAGCGUUCAAAGAUAGUCAUCAUGGCAUUGUCCGCGACCUACUACUAUUGCUACAGCAUCACUUCCUGCUUCUUUCACAAGCGGAGUACUCUAUUCUCACACACGUUUCCAGUGUUAUGAACAUU